GGUAUCCCGCUAAUGACGUCACGUUUACGGAAGGACGUGAAUGUGUGCUUCGUCGUAGUUGUAGGAUCGAAUCAUGUUAAGCAGCCUUCAAAAUGUGACUAAUCGACAACAAAUCAGACACAAUGCUGAAAAUGAGGUAAAAUAACACAAGAAUGACUAGCACAGAGAAGCAGGAGGAGGAGAAGGGUACCUGCAGGAGCCCAGGAAAUGAAAUUGAAGAAGAUGAAUACAGCUUGAGUGUGUUUGACCUGCCUUGGGAGGAUGUUCUCUUCAGAAGUAUACUGUCUUAUCUCCCCCUUACAACACUGUUCCAGUUCAGAAAAGUUUGCAAGAUUGCAAAGGAAAUGGUUGCCAAUUAUUUCUCCCAGACAAAGUACCUAAAUCUGUGUCAGGUUGCAUUUCGUAUGACCUCAAGUGCAUUCCACAUAAUGACAGACAAUAACUUUAGCCUGGAAGUAAUUGUGAUGAGAAAUGCCAAGGACUGGCUGAGUAACGACCUGUUUCUACCUCUAAUACACAACUCACACAGGCUUAUCAAGGGAGACCUCACAAACUGUCAGACCGUCAACAAUGUCUGUUUACAGGCUCUGUCAUCUACCUGUAAGAACCUGCGAGAGUUGUACUUGCGGGACUGCCAUUGGGUCAGUGUUGAAGGCAUCAAAGCAGUCUCCCUCAACUGUAAAAACCUUGAGAAACUUGACUUAACUGGAUGCUGGGAAGUCAAUGACAAUGCUGUAGUUGUCAUAGCAAUCUAUUCCCAAAAGCUGAAGUACCUAUCUGUUGCCAAGAUCUACGGUUUAACAGAUCACGCUAUCAGUUCUUUGGCCAAAUCCAGCAAGUCGUUGGUACACCUUAAUGUCCAGGGAUGUUGGAGACUCUCGGACGACUCUAUUAGAGACCUUGCAGAGUACAGCCGGAGUCUGAAAGUGCUACAAGUGAGGGAAUGUCGUGAUAUCACCGAGGGAAGUUUGGCACGUUUACGUGUGAAGCAAGUCAAACUUGAUGUUAGACCUCCACCUCAUCUCCGGAACUUGAAUGCUUUACACACACUGAAUCAAAGACUUAACGUUCAAAUAUGAAACAGUGUGUUCAGGGAAUAUCAAUCAACAAUUCAAUAAUCUAGUGGUCAAAAAGUAGGGAGAUCCUCGUCCGAAUCACUAGCCUCGGAACACUCCAGGAGGUCAGCAUUGAUCACACGACAUUUCCUCCUUACUGACACCACUGUAUCAGCUGGUGGUGUAAGGGGAGGUGACUCUGAUCCUGUGACAGCAUUUCCUGUUUCAUGUUGAGGAGAACAAGUAACACUGUAUGUUUCUGUAAUGUAAAGAUGUAAAGUUUAUUAUGAUUUAAUUUUAUUAUUUAUUAAUUCUGAAAAAUAUUGAAAUUUCAAAAAGCUCAUCUCAUGAUCUGUAUGAUGGACAGAUGGAUUAUGAUCCCAUCCAUAUCCACAAUGGGGACCAAAAAAUAUAAAUAUUAACACAAAUC
Molecule: messenger RNA, 1485 nt
Organism: Mizuhopecten yessoensis (Yesso scallop)
Lineage: Eukaryota; Metazoa; Mollusca; Bivalvia; Pectinida; Pectinidae
Product: F-box/LRR-repeat protein 15-like
Exons: 6
Coding region: 153-1079 (308 amino acids)
Molecular function (GO): protein binding
Source: RefSeq, a predicted model, not a curated record